This is a messenger RNA of Scatophagus argus, 1616 nucleotides long. RefSeq names its product nerve growth factor a (beta polypeptide) (gene ngfa). Lineage: Eukaryota; Metazoa; Chordata; Actinopteri; Scatophagidae. Bases 361 to 1251 code for a protein of 296 amino acids. The transcript has 3 exons. Gene Ontology annotation, biological process: nerve development; neuron projection morphogenesis; memory. The record is from RefSeq and is a predicted model, not a curated record. Gene Ontology annotation, molecular function: growth factor activity; nerve growth factor receptor binding.
CAGCUUUGGGACUCCUCUUACUAAACUUUUAGAACAAUCCAUUUCCCAAAGAGUGUGGGAGGGAGACAGACAUAAGUGAAUGGCCCGAGACCUGGAUUCACAGCUUUAAAAGCCAGAGCGGGAUUUGGAGUUUGGGAUAAUUCUGCCCUUGGCCCACAGAGAGAGUGAAGUGGAAUAUAGCACAGUUUAUCUGGAAGUUGUCACUCACUGAGGAGAGAAGAGAGGAAACAUUAACAAGGUGAUCUGUGGUUCAGGGGGUCCAGAUGGCAGGCAUGAGGGGCCCAGCCUGCACUGGAUUCUGGCUCUAGAGUCCACAGGGGCUCCCUCUUCAACUGCACACAUUUCACAGGACGUGUGCCCAUGAGGUCGUCACCACUGGUCCUGCUCCUCCUGAUCGGCGUCCAGGCUGUACUCAACAUGGGAGGUGGAUGGGCCUGGAGCGCCGGGGCAGCCAGCCACAAAGUAGGACAGCAGACAGCAGCCAAUCACAGAGCAGGACAGCAGCAGACAGCAACAGAGGACCACCUUUCUGAACACCAUUCUUCACAGGAGCAUCGUAGGACCAGCCAUCACAGGACCAAGAGGCCCCAUCGGUCAGCUUCACACCCCCAUGACAGGAGUCCUGUCGUUGCACACUCUGUGUCAGAUUCCCCCCCAGACCCCUCUAUUCCAGUGGUGGACCCCAAGCUCUUCUCCAAGAGACGCUAUCGGUCCUCACCGCGUGUUGUCUUCAGCGAGGUGCCCCCAUCACAUGAUGCCCUGGAAGGAGAGGGCUACGACAUUGAAGGAGUGAGGGGGGUGAGGGUACGGCGCAGAGUAGGAUCGCACACCAUGCACCGAGGAGAAUACUCAGUAUGUGACAGCAUAAAUACCUGGGUGGGCAACUUGACACGAGCCACAGAUAUAGCUGGGAAUGAGGUGACAGUGCUGCCCAACGUUACAAUCAACAAUGUGGUGAAGAAACAGUUCUUCUAUGAGACCACCUGCCGCUCCCCCACACAGAGAGGCUCCGGGACUGCAAACACGGGAAAGUCCGGGGGACGGGGUGGCAAACAGGGCUCCAAAUCAGGCACCUCAGGCUGUCUCGGCAUCGACAGUCGCCACUGGAACUCCUACUGCACCAACACACACAUAUUCGUAAGCGCCCUGACCAUCUUCAAGGAACGGACAGCCUGGCGUUUCAUCCGCAUCAACGCUGCAUGUGUGUGUGUUCUCAGCCGGAAGUCUUGGGCUGGACGACUGGGGCACUGAGUGGGGAGGACGACUCCUGACCACUGAACUAUGAACCAAGCACACAAAUUUCUACUAAACAGCCACUGCAGCUUAAUUGCCAAUACUGUAAUCCUCUUCCCCAUCUCCAAACAUACACACACACACACACACACACACACAAACAGCUUCAUCUGUCCAUCCCCUUGGCCCCUGACCCUACCUCAGUCCGAGAAGUCCUGGUUGUUUUAAGUUAUGAGGACUGCAUGUCAUAUUUAUGGUUUAUACAGUCAAAUAUGAAAAUAUAUACAGUAUGUGUAUAUAUACAAAAUGAAUUCAAGCUUUUAAUGUUGUUGUUAUUGUUGUUGUGUUGUUGAUGCUGUUAUUUAUUAAACACCUCAGUACUU